UAAGAAGUUGUGAUCCAAUCUUGACUCUUGCCCAUUUUGUUAGGCAUCAACUUUUCCUAUCAUAAAUACUUUUUCUUUGAAACUUGCUCUCAAAACGUUUUAAUGUGUGCCUAUAUUAUCGUUUCUUGUCUUAUUAUUUAACCUUUCUUAUUGGUUCGUUUUGAAUUAUAGGUAGACAGUUUGGUCAUCUGGGUAAUCCUUUUUCUUAUUGAACUUCCCCUUGAUAGAUACGUACUCUGUGUUUUUGUUGGUCUAUCUAUUGAGACAGUUUCAAUUUCUAGUAGUAGAGCUAAACAAUCAAACAAAGUUAUUAAGUUAAAAUUGGUAGUUGCGUUCUGGUUUUGCAUUCUCAACUGCUUCAGUAACUGCAGAGGCCCUUUUUUUUUUGCAUGCUCAGGAGUUUUCUUUUCUUUUAUUAAUUAUUUCUUGUCUCAGAGGAUUAUCAAGCUUGGGUAUCAUUUAAACCAGAAAGAAAGAGUGUAUAUGUUGUUGCCUUUUCUUGUUUUUUGUGUAUCCUUGGCUCUGCUUUCACUAUGAAUAAUUCUGAGGCAGCCGCUGAUCAGAAAGCAGCAGCUGAAGUUACUAAAGGGAGAAAUGGAAUUGAUCAAAUUGUGCUUCGUAAUUCUCGAGGAGCUUCAGCUCGGGUGAGCUUGUAUGGAGGACAGGUUCUCUCAUGGAAGACUGAUCAGGGAGAAGAAUUGCUAUUCACUAGUAGCAAGGCAAUUUUCAGGCCACCAAACCCGGUGAGAGGAGGAAUUCUCAUUUGCUUUCCCCAGUUUGGAAAUAGUGGAACACUGGAGCAACACGGGUUUGCAAGAAAGAAAACUUGGGUAAUUGAUGAUGAUCCACCACCACUGAAUCCCAAUGAUUCCAGUGCUAAAGCCUAUGUUGACUUGCUACUUAGACCAUCUGAAGAAGAUCUAAAGAUCUGGCCACACAGUUUCGAGUUUCGUCUCAGGGUGUGUUUGUCAGCAGAUGGAAAUCUAACCUUGGUGUCUCGCAUCAGGAAUAUUAACUGCAAGCCAUUUAGUUUCUGCAUCGCUUACCACACAUAUUUUGCAAUCUCAGACAUCAGUGAAGUAAGGAUUGAAGGGUUGGAAACGCUUGACUAUCUUGACAAUCUUUGCCAAAAGGAACGCUUCACAGAACAAGGACAUAGCUUGACAUUUGAAUCUGAGGUGGAUAGAGUUUAUCUCAGUUCCUCAGAUGCUGUUGCUGUUUUUGAUCAUAAGAGAAAGCGCACAUUUCUCGUAACAAAAGGAGGACUUCCAGACGUUGUGGUCUGGAAUCCAUGGGAGAAGAAAUCAAAGUCCAUGGUGGAUUUUGGAGAUGAAGAGUACAAGCAGAUGCUGUGUGUUGAUGGGUCAGCAAUAGAGAAGCAAAUCACAUUGAAGCCAGGAGAGGAAUGGACAGGCAGGUUAGAACUCUCUGUUGUCCCUUCCAGUUGAUGAAAACUACAGUACCCUGAAGGCAUCGAUCACUAAAUAACCCAAAUAAACGCUGCUUUUUGGUGGCUACUGCCAUUGUUCAAUCUGUAUUUGUAAUGGAAAGAUGGAUUCUGAUUUAUGUGCAAACUCACUUGAGUCAUAGCCUGUACGAGCCCGUGGGUUACGAGCCCAAGAAUCCUCUAAGGCUCAGUUCUCCAGACUUGGUGGUUGGGGCUGUGGCCUAGCCAAGAGAGAAUCCAUGCCAAAUCAAGAUAAGAUAUUGACCUAAAGCCCAAUAGUUUUAAUGGGUUUUAAGUGUAAGAAAUUGAGCUAAAGCGGAUACAUUUGCAUUUGGAUAAAUGGACAAUGCACAAGAAAAUGUCAUCAUAUGUUGGCUAUAAAAAAGACUUAGUACUUGCAAAACAAGGCCCACUUCAAAAUUCAUGGUCUGAAACAGAUCAGACCAAAUUCCACCCAUUACCCAAAUGCCCAAUAAUAUGUAUCAUUUCACCUCUAACUAAUGUCUUCUUGUUAUUAUUAUCUUA
Molecule: messenger RNA, 1972 nt
Organism: Manihot esculenta (cassava)
Lineage: Eukaryota; Viridiplantae; Streptophyta; Magnoliopsida; Malpighiales; Euphorbiaceae
Product: putative glucose-6-phosphate 1-epimerase
Exons: 8
Coding region: 534-1448 (304 amino acids)
Biological process (GO): carbohydrate metabolic process
Molecular function (GO): isomerase activity; carbohydrate binding
Source: RefSeq, a predicted model, not a curated record